Molecule: messenger RNA, 611 nt
Organism: Pararge aegeria (speckled wood butterfly)
Lineage: Eukaryota; Metazoa; Arthropoda; Insecta; Lepidoptera; Nymphalidae
Product: oxidoreductase-like domain-containing protein 1
Exons: 3
Coding region: 134-463 (109 amino acids)
Cellular component (GO): mitochondrion
Source: RefSeq, a predicted model, not a curated record
GUCAAUGUCAAACUCGAAACCUAAGUAAACAAUUUUUUUAAUUUUGUUUUGGCAACUGGAUAAUAUUUACGAAUAAAAUUAUGUAAUAAGCAAUACAAAAUACAUAAACAAAGAUAAAGUAAAAUGCUUAGGUAUGCUUAAAACCAGAUUGUUAUUUUCGAGGCCCUUAUUCCUAUAUCAAAAGUUGUUAUACUGUAACAAUCAAACAAAUGAAGCCGACGACGAGAAGGAAAGAGAAAUUGAAAGGAUUAAGAAAAAUGCUUCAUUUGAAGAACCUCCAACGGCCUGCUGCAGGUCUGGUUGUGCCAAUUGCGUAUUCAUAGUGUGGGCAGAAGCACUCACAUCAAAUAUGGAAAAUGCCGGACCUGAAAUAGCGGAGAAGAUCAUGAAAUCUGUAGAUGAUCCUUCCAUGAGGGCCUAUUUGGAACUAGAGCUCAGAAUCAGAGGGUUGAAGAAAGAUUAACUUUGUUUUAUUGAUAACAGUUUAUUGGUAGUGGAUAAUUUAGUUAGGUUUAAUAAUAACAAUUGAAAAAUAUGCAACACGUAUUUGGCAUUGAGUAGUUGAAUAUUUGUAAAUAAUGUAAAAUAUAAUAAAAUCAAGUUUAAUGGGA